Pogoniulus pusillus (Red-fronted tinkerbird) is the source of this 6546-nucleotide messenger RNA. It is a transcript of the gene ADCY7, whose product is annotated as adenylate cyclase 7. Lineage: Eukaryota; Metazoa; Chordata; Aves; Piciformes; Lybiidae. Gene Ontology annotation, biological process: adenylate cyclase-activating G protein-coupled receptor signaling pathway; adenylate cyclase-inhibiting G protein-coupled receptor signaling pathway; cAMP biosynthetic process. The coding region runs from base 672 to 3890 and encodes 1072 amino acids. The record is from RefSeq and is a predicted model, not a curated record. The transcript is spliced from 28 exons. Gene Ontology annotation, molecular function: adenylate cyclase activity. Gene Ontology annotation, cellular component: plasma membrane.
GCGCUUCCCGCCCUCACCGCGCGGGGCGGCUCCGCCGGCCCCAGAGGCACCUCGGGCGGCAGGGAAGGAGGAGGAGCGCCUGCCUCCAGCGCUGCCCUGCCGCUGCCUGCUGCUCUUCCGCCGGCCUCAGGUUGGUGUGUGUGACAUCAAAAGAUUUUGUGUCAGGGAGUGAGCUGCACUCAUUCUACUGCAGGAAGUUAAAAAUGAUUGAACAGACUGUACUGGAGAAAUACAAGCUCUGUGGCCUGUAAUGCAGGGCUCAUCCCAAGAAGUGUGAGUCAAGCUUAGGGAAAGGAGUCAGAGACUUGCUAUGUAAUUAAAAACACCAAGAAAACCAACAAAACCACCCCAAAACAAACAAACAAACUAACCAACCCACAUGAAAACCACACACCAAAACCUUCUGUCUGCACAAACACAAAUUGAUCUAAGGAUUGUUGCACAGAGCUGAUGAUGAAUUGCCCGUGGUUUUGGGGAGGAUAACUCUUUUGCUUUUGGUUGCAUUGAAAAGUUCACGUUACUGCUCAUGAGAAGUAAAAUCGGAGAUGUGGCUUACUCCCUGUGCUUAGAAAUCACAGAGGCAAAAUACAUGAGCUUGUCUUGGAAGUUUCAACUGUGUCUGAUCGUGUGCACUGGAAACUGAGAGAAACAGCAGCCAACCUGGGGGAAAAAUGCCAGCUAAAGGUAAAUACUUCUUCAAUGAGAAUGAUGACUGCAGAAUAUCAGACCCGCUCUAUGAGAAGUACCGCUACACAAGCCAGCAGCAUCCACUCCUGCUUCUACUGCUCUUCAUUGCAAUCAUCUUUUGGACUACUCUAAUUAUAAUGUAUUUUGUUAUUGAUGAAGCACGUAAUCAUCUUGCCUUCAUUACUGCAGUAUGUGCUGCCCUUGUCAUAUUUGCAGUCAUGUAUUUACUUUUAUGCAUUGAAUCCCUGUUUCGGAGAUGGCUUACAUUAUUUGGAGUUACAAUAUGGAUUUGCUUCUUAAUCAUAGGAUAUGUAUCUCUUUUUGAAAAAGAAAAUGAUUGUGAGCUGUGGGAGCAGGUACCAUUCUUUCUAUUCAUAAUCUUCACAGUUUAUACCAUGCUACCCUUUGGGAUGAAAGGUGCCAUCGUAGUUAGUGUUCUUUCUGCUCUCUCCCAUAUUACUGUUCUAAGUGUUGUGGUAAGCAUCUCUUCUCAGAAAAAGAAGGAAUGCAUUCUGUUUCAGCUACUUGCCAAUGCUGUCAUUUUUCUUUGUGGCAACUUGAUGGGGGCAUUUCACAAACGCCAAAUGCAGGUUGCUUCGUGGGAUUUGUAUAGAUACACAUUAAAGUGCAUUCAGGUCCGAAUGAAACUGAAGAUUGAAAAGAGGCAACAAGAAAAUUUGCUGUUAUCCAUCCUGCCAGCUCAUAUCUCUAUGGAAAUGAAGCUAGCAAUCAUAGAGCGACUAAAGGAAACUAAUGAUAAUAGGCAAAUGCAUGACAACAACUUCCACAGCCUAUAUGUAAAAAGGCACCAAAAUGUUAGCAUUCUUUAUGCAGACAUCGUAGGAUUCACUCGCCUUGCCAGUGACUGCUCUCCUAAGGAACUAGUGGUGAUGCUGAAUGAACUUUUUGGAAAAUUUGAUCAGAUUGCAAAGGAGAAUGAAUGCAUGAGGAUAAAGAUCCUGGGAGACUGUUACUACUGUGUCUCGGGCCUGCCUGUGUCCUUACCGGUUCAUGCCAGGAACUGUGUUAAAAUGGGACUCGACAUGUGUGAAGCGAUAAAGCAGGUGAGAGAAGCCACAGGAGUGGAUAUCAACAUGAGGGUUGGCAUUCAUUCUGGGAAUGUGCUUUGCGGAGUGAUCGGCCUCCGGAAGUGGCAGUAUGAUGUCUGGUCCCACGAUGUGUCCUUAGCAAACCGCAUGGAGUCUGCAGGCGUACCUGGCCGUGUACACAUCACCGAAGCAACAUUAAAUCACCUAGGCAAGGCUUAUGAAGUAGAAGAAGGAAAUGGACACCUGAGGGAUCCUUACCUUGAAUCCAUGAAUAUCAAAACCUAUUUAGUGGUUGAUCCAAGGUCCAAACAAUGCACAUCAAAUAAUCAUCUUCCUAAAACAAGAGUUAAUGACGGACUGAAGAUGCGAGCGUCUGUGCGGAUGACACGUUACUUAGAGUCCUGGGGAGCAGCCAGGCCCUUUGCCCACCUGAACCACAGAGAAAGUGUGAGCAGUGACUCUUCAAGUUCACAAGGAAGGCGAAGAAAGGAAAUACCUUUGUGUUCCACGGGGCGCCAGAGAGCUGCUGACAGAAACUCCUCUCAGAAGGGAAGGAUAGAGGAAGAUAUUUAUGAUGAAAUGAUGUCAACUAUUGAGGGCCUCAGUUCAACCAAUCCCUGGUGUGGCAAAUCAGAUGACUUCUGUGGAUUUUCACUGAUUUUUGCAGAUCCUGGUCUUGAAAAAGAGUAUCGCACCAUUCCUAUUCUGAAACUGAAGAGUUACUUCGCCUGUGCCAGUUUUGUGUUCCUCUGUAUAUUCCUGGUACAGAUGUUUAUAAUGCCAGCAACUGUGAAACUAGGAAUUUCCUUUGGCAUCGUUGCAGUCACCAUUGUCCUUGUGCUGUUUGUGUGCUUUGCUGACAAAUGCAUGAAGAGCUACUCUGAGCAGUGGCCUUUCCUGCGCCAUCUUUGUGCCAUCUCGGAAAAGGCGGAAACCAUGCCUUUGCUUAGGCUUCCUCUAGCAGUCAUCACUAUAGGGGCCUUGCUGAUUAUAGCCAUUUUUAAUUUGACUACAGAAAAGAACAAACCUGCAAACUCUACUGGACUCAAUGACCUGUGUGCUACCACCUAUCCCUUUGGAAACACAACUCAGUCCUUUGUUGAGGAAACUUAUUACACCUACUGCUGCAUACUGGGCUUCAUCGCGUGCUCAGUGUUUCUUCAGAUGAGCUUCGAACUCAAAGUUCUCCUCCUGUCCAUCGCUGUGACUGUUUACCUCAUCAUUUUUAAUACCCUGCAGUACAGAAACUUAAGCUUUAGUGGCAACAAUACCAGGCUUUUCAUCAAAGAUCCAAGGAUUACGACUAACUUAUAUCUGGUUCUGUUUUACAUAACCCUAAUUUUGCUUGCAAAACAGAUUGACUAUUACUGCCGACUGGAUUGUCUGUGGAAGAACAAGUUCAAAAAAGAGCAUGAGCAAUUUGAAACUAUGGAGAAUGUUAAUAGGCUUUUGCUGGAAAAUGUACUUCCAGCACACGUUGCUGCCCACUUCAUUGGUGAAAAACGAAAUGAGGACUGGUACCAUCAAUCUUACGACUGUGUCUGUGUCAUGUUCGCAUCAGUGCCGGAUUUUAAGGUGUUUUAUACUGAAUGUGAUGUCAAUAAGGAAGGCCUGGAAUGCUUGCGACUGUUAAAUGAAAUCAUUGCUGAUUUUGAUGAGCUCUUGUUAAAACCUAAAUUUAGUGGUGUUGAAAAGAUAAAAACCAUUGGAAGCACUUACAUGGCAGCAGCUGGUCUCAGCGUUACACCAGGCCAAGAGAACAACCAGGACAAGGAAAGACAGCAUGCUCACAUUGGGAUAAUGGUGGAAUAUGGAAUUGCCUUGAUGAGUAAGCUGGAUGGCAUCAACCGACAUUCCUUUAACAACUUCCGCUUACGUGUUGGAAUAAAUCAUGGCCCUGUGAUUGCUGGUGUGAUUGGCGCCCGGAAACCUCAGUAUGAUAUCUGGGGCAACACUGUUAAUGUUGCUAGCAGAAUGGAGAGCACAGGGGAGCUGGGGAAAAUCCAGGUCACAGAGGAAACAAGUAAAAUACUACAGGAGUUGGGAUAUUCGUGUGAGUGCAGGGGACUCAUUAAUGUCAAAGGCAAGGGAGAACUGAGGACUUACUUUGUUUGCACUGAGACUGCCAAAUUCCAAGGUAUGGGACUGAACUGAGGCUGCCAUGAAGUUAGUCAAAAUAGAAAUUCCUCCCUUCUGUGAAGACUUUGGAUUUCCCUCCUUAUGUGAAGGACUUCAUUCUAAAACCACAUGUGUACUUACCCCUCCUAUUUCUCCUGCAUCUCAAGAGAAUGACAUUUGAAUUUGUUUGAAAGAAGUUCUGAAAAGUACCCACCAAAUAUACAACAGUCUGAAAAACACUUCAUGUUCCUGAAAUGAUCUGAGGAUUUUCCUGGAACUGCCAGGAAGCAUUGUUGGUUAGUUCCUUUCCUUACCUGCACUGUGGGAGGCCUACCCCUCCAGUACCCAUGCAGGCAGAUGCACUGCAGAACUCUUCACCAUGUUAAACCACUCUGCUGAGUUGUUCCCUGACAUACCUGCUCACAGCAUUGUCUUUGUCACAGACAUGCCAGGGGAUGCUCUGAACACUGCAUCUCCUGCUUUUAAUGCAAAACAGACCUCACAGCAGAAGGUGGCUGAAAAAUGGAAAGAGGAAUGCAAGUGAACUCCAGUAUAUUGUGUGGUAAUUGUGCUGAGCUCCUUUGGAAAAAAAAUUGCAGAAUAUCACAUCACUUUUUUUAUUUUCUCCUCCUCCAUAGCAGUACCUUGUACUGGGGCAAAUGUUUUGAUGACCAACAGCUGUUCAGAAAUAACUUCUAUCUAGUUCAGAGUGUUUACAUUUAUAUUAGAUGUUCUCUUUGUAUUUCUGUGCCUCUGUUUAGUAUCUGCACGCACACUUUAUGCAGUCACGUAUGAGAAUUCCUCUAAAGUUCUGGCUUUAAAUGUGAAAACCCAGACUGGAUCUGGAAGAGCACUGGGCACUGAUGCCCUUUAUACAGCUCACUUGUUUUAGAGAGUCUUUUACAACUUGUACUGCUGGCACCUGAUGGGAGCUCUGCAUGCUGACUGCUUUCUUGAGAGCACUUAGGGGAGAAAAAGUAAUCUGCUUGGAGACUGGAGAACAGAGCUAAGAAGACAGUGUUAGAAACAGUAGCAGGUACUGUAUAAACAGAACUGCAUCUGAGUUGGGGCUUGGUUUUUUUUCUGUUUGCAUUUCUUUGUCUAGCUGGUUUAUUGUGUAGCUUUUAAAGGCAAUGCAGUUCAUAAAACAAACUGGUUUUGAAAGCUACAAAAAAUGUAUGGAAAAAAACAACGGAAAUGUUUCAGCAGAGCCUCAAUACUGAAAGUAGGUACAUAGAGCAUUAGUGAGAACACCAUGGAGAUUGACUUGCUCUAAGUUAGUUUCAGUUGUAGUUUGUUAGCUGUUAAAGGCUUUUGCUAAUUAAGUAGCACUUUUCUACGUACUGCAACCACUUAUCAGUUUUCUGUUGGUGGCAGUGAUGGUAUUUUGUAAGGCUAAUGUCUUGUGCCCAAUUGCAUGUAUUAAAUAAGGGUGGAUUCCUCUUGGCAUAUGACUAAAGGGCACAGAGCUGAAGGACUCCCACCAUCUGUUUUGGUAAGACUUACCUUUCUACAAACAAAGCAUUUACUAGUAUCUCUGGGUUUGGUACAAACCCAUCCUGGCAAAGUGUUGAACAAGCAAUCCUCCAUGUCACUGCCACUUUCUAAUUACUGUGUAAUUUCUUUAGAAGGUAAGUGACUAUGUUUCAAGACAGGAACAAAUUUAGUAUUGUCCAACUGUGGAUUCAAAAUUGUGCUUAUAGCUUUUGUUGAUUUGGUAGGUCAAAACUGUGUGUGGUGUAUCUCCAACAGAAAAUAGUAUUUGAAAACCUGUUUGAGGUUGUCUGGUUCAUGUGCGGACUCUGCUGAAGAAGAAAGUUUCAUACUUGGUGUCUUGUCAGUAUAAGGUCAGUGUUGUAGUUGAAUAAACUUUCAGCUUUUGUUACUCUUGUAUGUUGUGUAUUUGUAAUAGCAGAUGCUCAGCAAGCAUCUGUUCUGGGGUAUUUAUUGUUUUAUAAGGACCAUACAGGUGUCAAAGGCUCUCUCUCAGCAGUCUCUGAUGUCGUAUGUUAGGUGAGGUGACUAUUUGCCUUGUGACUGUGUUUAGAGAAGUGUAUUAUGCUGAUGGAGCUGGCUCUGAAGUCUCUGGUCACAGAUCUAGUAGAACAUAGAUGUAGGUUAUCUGUAGAGGAGAAUUUGCUGUCUGUAACAACACUUUGAAAUGGUUUUGUUUACAUUAUGUUGCCUUGCUUGGAUGUUAACUUCAACUUAACCUUCUUUUUCCAGAAGUGGUAUAAAAAGCUGAAGCUUUUAAACUGGAAGAAGUGGGGUUUGUUAUAGUUUUGAAAGGACAUUAUACACUUCCAGUGCUCACUCGGUGUCAGUGGACUGUGCAAGGCACACCUGGAGAAGUCAGACACUGUCUAAGGAAAAGGGGGGUUCUAUCUGGGAUGGCUUUCUGACUUCUCAUCAGAACUGGAACCAUUGUAAUGAGAGCUAUAUUCAACCACAGACAAAGCUCAACCUAAGAAGCAAAUGUAUUUAAAUAGCUGUUUUCAGCAGUCCUUUUGAGUGCAAACUGUGAAAUUUAAGACUGAGGAAAUAGCUUGUUAGAAAAACUUUCCUUACAGCAUUACUGUUUUCUUAAACUGAAAAAAUGGCACUGUAUCUGAUUCAAAGAGCUAACGUCUUGAAUUAGCAAUCUGUUUUAAGGAACUUUGGUUUUUAUCAUUAAAUAAAAAAACUUCUGAAA